ACCGCGCUUGACCACAUAAACAAAUAUAAACGUCAUCAGGCUGCGCUGCAUUCUGCUGUGAUCGCUGAUGAUCGGCGAAGAAAGGAGGAAAGAGGAAAACUCCUGCUGAAGCGACUGAUCUCCACACUGUUAUAAAGAUGGCGUUUAUUAAAGAGGAGAGUGAAGACCUGAAGAUUGAAGAAACGUUCAGAAUCAAAUAUGAAGAUUCGCAGGAACAGACAGACCCGAUUAUGCUGAAAGAGGAGACUCAAGAUCUGAAUGAAUUGAAUAUUGACGAUCCCCACAGAAGUCAUUUCAUAACAGGAGAGGGAUCUUGUAGAUGCCCACAAACUGAAAACUCUUCCUCACAAACAACAAACAAAUGUUACGAGUGUGAAAAAGGUUUCGAACAUAAAAAAACCUUUAAAGAGCACAUGCUAACGCACUUUAUAGAUGGCUGUUUUAUAUGCCAGAAGUGUGGAAGGAGAUGCAAAAACUGGAGAACCUUCGAGAAGCACAUGAAAGUUCACACUGGAGAAAAACCUUUCAGCUGCCAAGAGUGUCCAAAGACUUUCGCCCGAAAGGAUAAACUCAAACUCCACAUGAGAGUUCACACUGGAGAGAAACCGUUCACGUGCCAAGAGUGUGGAAAAAGUUUUGCUCAAAAGGGAUACCUCAAAAUCCACAUGCGAUUUCACUCCGGAGAGAAGCCUUUCGCCUGCCCAGAGUGUGGAAAGAGCUUCAUUCAACAAGGAGACCUAACGGUCCACAUGAGGAUUCACACUGGAGAGAAGCCUUACACUUGCCAACAGUGCGGAAAGGGUUUUUCUCACACUUUAAGCCUCAACAUCCACAUGAGAGUUCACACCGGAGAAAGGCCUUUCAGCUGCCAGCAGUGUGGAAAGAGUUUCAGUCAACUAGUGGGCCUUAAAUUCCACAUGAGAAUUCACACCGGAGAAAAACCCUUCUGCUGCCAACAGUGUGGAAAGAGUUUCAGAGUGAAGACGAACCUCACAGCGCACAUGAUCGUUCACACUGGAGAAAAGACUUUCACCUGCCAGGAGUGUGGUGCGAGUUUCAGAGUUCGAAAGAAACUUUCUUCUCACAUGAGAGUUCACGGGUUGUCAGAGUGAGAAGUCUGAAAAGACUUUUGCAAAAUUAAUUUAUUCAGCAGGUCUGAGUGUGGUAAGACGGUUAAAAACAAGUGAUUUCCUAACUCACCCGUGCCCUCACCCUCAUGGUAAUAGGGUACCAGCGAGCCCUUAAAAACACGUUCAACUAAUUUUAGUCCACAGAAAAGCUUACAAAUUAUUCCUGUCCAAAUAUCCACACUUGUGGUCCUGGCCACCUGAGUGGAACUCCAUUUCCCACAAUCUCCUGCGCUGAUUACUCACUCACCUGUUUCCCAUUGUCUAUUUAAGCCACACUCGAGCUCACACAUAUUGCGAAGUCUAGUGUUUCCUGGCUGACCUAGGGUUUUCCUACUUUGGAUUUCUGUGUUUGACUCUGGACUGCUCUCUUGUUCUGCGAUUUGUUUAUGCUGCCUGCCCUGGAACCCUGGUUUUCUCUCUAUGGUUGUAUCCGAGAUCGCCCCCUUUACCCGCAUACACUAAUGAAUUGUGAAUCAUACUGAACGAAUCGUAAUGAGCUUAUGAAUCAUGCACUAGUGAAUUGGAGCACUAAGAACACUAAUGUGGAUUGUGUUUUGAUUGUGUUUUGCUGUUCGAUGAAAAUAAAAUAAUGUUGACCGUG
Molecule: messenger RNA, 1731 nt
Organism: Danio rerio (zebrafish)
Lineage: Eukaryota; Metazoa; Chordata; Actinopteri; Cypriniformes; Danionidae
Source: RefSeq, a predicted model, not a curated record